Molecule: messenger RNA, 9494 nt
Organism: Pelodiscus sinensis (Chinese soft-shelled turtle)
Lineage: Eukaryota; Metazoa; Chordata; Testudines; Trionychidae
Source: RefSeq, a predicted model, not a curated record
GGGCCGGGGGCGGGCUGAGCCGGGAGCCUGCGAGCCCCCAGCCCUGGACUCCCUCGGCUGCGGUGGCGCCGGAGGAAGCUGCACGAGCGAAUGCAGCCGGGACCGAGCCACUGAGCCACCCCAGCUCUGAUGCGCGGUCCCCGCGGGGCUCGGCCGGCCUGGGCUGCAGUGAGCGCUCAGGAGGAGCAGCGGUUGUUGCGGAGCGACCCGGAGAACUUUCUGCCUCCCCCCGCCAGAGCCCGGGGCAGGGCUGGAGCUGCGGCGGGGGCCGCCAGCAUGAGGCUGCUCUGGGGCUCCUUCCUGCCGCUGUUGCUGGGAGCCCUGCUCUGCGCCCGAGGUGUAACAAGCAGCACUGACUGUUCCUGCGGACGCAAUCACUUUACUUGUGCAGUCAGUGCUUUUGGCGAGUGUACAUGCAUCCCUGCUCAGUGGCAAUGUGAUGGUGACAAUGACUGCGGGGACCACAGCGAUGAAGAUGGCUGCAUGCUGCCUACUUGCUCCCCCUUGGAUUUCCACUGUGACAAUGGGAAGUGCAUCCGCCGCUCCUGGGUCUGUGAUGGAGACAACGACUGCGAAGAUGAUUCUGAUGAACAGGACUGCCCGCCACGGGAGUGCGAGGAGGAUGAGUUCUCGUGUCAGAAUGGAUAUUGCAUCCGCAGCCUGUGGCACUGCGAUGGUGACAACGACUGUGGUGACAACAGCGAUGAACAGUGUGACAUGAGGAAAUGUUCAGAGAAGGAAUUCCGCUGCAGUGACGGCAGCUGCAUAGCUGAACACUGGUUCUGUGAUGGCGAUACAGACUGCAAGGAUGGCUCGGAUGAGGAGAGCUGUCCAUCAGAUGUUCCAGCCACAACCUGUAGCUUGGAGGAGUUCCAGUGUGCCUAUGGACGCUGCAUCCUGGACAUCUACCACUGUGAUGGGGACGAUGACUGCGGGGACUGGUCUGAUGAGUCUGACUGCUCUUCUCACCAGCCCUGCCGCUCCGGAGAAUUCAUGUGCAACAAUGGCUUGUGUAUCAACCCAGGCUGGCGAUGCGAUGGCGACUUCGAUUGCGACGACCAGUCAGAUGAGAAGAACUGCACCACAUCCAUGUGCACAGCUGACCAGUUCCGCUGUAAAUCUGGGCGCUGUGUCCGUUUGUCAUGGCGUUGUGACGGAGAGGAUGACUGUUCUGACAACAGUGAUGAGGAGAGCUGCGAGAACACAGGGAGUCCCCAGUGUGCCCCUGACCAGUUCCUUUGUGGGAACGGGCGCUGUAUUGGCCAGAGGAAGCUGUGCAAUGGCGCUAACGACUGUGGAGAUGGCAGCGACGAGAGCCCUCACCAAAACUGCCGUCCACGGACAGGUGAGGAGAACUGCAACCUCAGCAAUGGGGGCUGUGCCCAGAAGUGCCAGAUGGCACGAGGGACGGUGCAGUGCACCUGCCACACAGGUUACAGGCUGGUGGAAGAUGGCCGAUCAUGUCAAGAUGUGAAUGAAUGUGCUGAGGAGGGUUACUGCAGCCAGGGCUGCACCAACAGUGAGGGUGGCUUCCAGUGCUGGUGUGAGCAAGGCUAUGAGCUUCGUCCGGACAAGCGCAGCUGCAAAGCUCUGGGGCCAGAGCCUGUGCUGCUCUUUGCCAAUCGGAUUGACAUCCGGCAGGUGCUGCCUCACCGCCCGGAGUACACCUUGCUCCUGAAUAAUCUGGAGAAUGCUAUUGCACUCGACUUCCACCACAGCAAAGAGCUGGUGUUCUGGUCAGACGUCACACUGGACCGCAUCAUGAGGGCCAACCUCAAUGGCAGCAAUGUGGAGGAGGUGGUUUCCACGGGGCUGGAGAGCCCAGGUGGACUUGCCAUUGACUGGAUCCAUGACAAGCUGUAUUGGACAGACUCUGGGACAUCUCGGAUUGAAGUGGCCAAUCUGGAUGGCACCCAUAGAAAGGUGCUUCUGUGGGAGAACCUGGAGAAGCCACGAGCAAUUGCGCUGCACCCCAUGAAGGGCACCAUCUACUGGACAGAUUGGGGCAACACACCUCGCAUUGAAUACUCCAGCAUGGAUGGUUCCAAUCGACGCAUCAUUGCCGAUACGCACCUCUUCUGGCCCAACGGGCUGACCAUCGACUAUGCCGGGCACCGGAUGUACUGGGUGGAUGCCAAGCACCAUGUCAUCGAGAGGGCCGACUUGGAUGGGCGGAACAGGAAGGCUGUUAUCAGCCAAGGCCUCCCACACCCCUUUGCAAUCACAGUGUUUGAGGACAGCCUGUACUGGACAGACUGGCACACCAAGAGCAUCAACAGUGCCAAUAAAUUUACCGGCAAGAACCAGGAGAUCAUCCGCAACAAGCUCCACUUCCCCAUGGACAUCCACACACUGCACCCUCAGCGCCAGCCAGCAGCAGGGAAAAACCGCUGUGGGGCCAACAAUGGGGGCUGCACUCACCUGUGCCUGCCAAAUAGCAAGGAUUACACCUGUGCCUGCCCCACAGGCUUCCGCAAGACCAGCAGCCGCACCUGUGCUCAGAGUCUUGACAAGUUCCUGCUUUUUGCCCGAAGGAUGGACAUCCGUCGGAUCAGCUUCGACACAGAAGACCUGUCAGAUGAUGUCAUCCCCCUGGCUGAUGUGCGCAGUGCUGUGGCUCUGGACUGGGACUCAAAAGAUGACUAUGUCUACUGGACAGAUGUCAGCACUGACUCCAUUAGCAGAGCAAAAUGGGAUGGAUCAGGCCAGGAGAUUGUGGUGGACACCAGCUUGGAAAGCCCUGCUGGAUUGGCUAUCGAUUGGGUCACCAACAAGUUGUACUGGACCGAUGCAGGAACAGACCGGAUAGAAGUCUCCAACACAGAUGGGACUAUGAGGACUGUACUGAUCUGGGAGAACCUAGACAGACCAAGAGAUAUUGUGGUGGACCCUGUUGGAGGGUUCAUGUACUGGACUGACUGGGGGGCAAGCCCGAAGAUUGAGCGCGCUGGUAUGGAUGCCUCCAGCCGCCUGGUGAUCAUCUCCUCCAACCUGACUUGGCCCAAUGGGUUGGCCAUUGACUAUGAGUCUCAGCGCCUGUAUUGGGCAGAUGCUGGCAUGAAGACCAUUGAGUAUGCCCACUUGGAUGGCAGUGAGAGAAAGGUGCUGAUUGAAAGCAAUCUGCCCCACCCAUUUGGACUUACUCUUUAUGGUGAGCGGAUCUACUGGACAGACUGGCAGGCCAAGAGCAUCCAGAGUGCAGAGAAAAGGACAGGGCAAGCUCGCGAAACACUGCAGCAUAACUUGGAGAACCUCAUGGACAUUCAUGUUUUCCACCGGCACAGACCUACAGUACGCACAGCAUGUGGAGUUAAUAAUGGUGGCUGUAGCCAUCUGUGCCUCCUGGCUCCUCUCCCUAAAGGUUAUAGCUGCACCUGUCCUACUGGUAUCAACCUCCAACCUGAUGGCAAGACCUGCUCCCCUGGGAUGACCAGCUUCCUGAUCUUUGCCAGAAGAACAGACAUCCGCAUGGUCUCCUUGGAUAUCCCGUAUUUUGCCGAUGUGGUUGUCCCAAUCAAUGUCACUAUGAAAAACACCAUUGCCAUUGGAGUGGAUCCCCAAGAAGGAAAAGUGUACUGGUCUGAUAGCACGUUGCGGAAAAUCAGCAGGGCUGCCCUGGAUGGAUCACAGUAUGAGGACAUCAUCACCACAGGACUGCUGACCACAGAUGGGCUGGCAGUGGAUGCUAUUGGCCGUAAGGUGUAUUGGACAGACACGGGAACCAAUCGGAUUGAAGUGGGUAACCUGGAUGGAUCAAUGAGGAAGGUUCUGGUCUGGCAGAACUUGGACAGCCCAAGAGCAAUUGCACUGUAUCAUGAGAUGGGAUACAUGUUCUGGACAGACUGGGGGGAGAACGCCAAGCUGGAGCGCUCUGGCAUGGAUGGCUCAGGACGCCUGGUGCUGAUCAGCAACAACCUGGGCUGGCCCAAUGGGCUGGCAGUGGAUAAGGCUGGAUCACAGCUGCUGUGGGCUGAUGCGCACACUGAGCGCAUCGAGGCUGCAGACCUGAAUGGUGCAAACCGCCACACCCUGCUGUCCCCAGUGCAGCAUCCCUAUGGCCUAACUUUGCUGGACUCGUACAUCUACUGGACUGACUGGCAAACCCGUAGCAUUCACAGGGCUGGAAAGGAUACUGGCGCCAACGUAAUCCUCGUGAGGGCAAACCUGCCUGGCCUGAUGGACAUUCAGGCUGUUGACAGGACACAGCCCCUUGGCUUUAACAAGUGCAGCAUAAGGAAUGGUGGCUGCUCCCAUCUCUGCCUACCCAACCCUGGUGGCUUCUCCUGUGCCUGCCCCACUGGUAUCCAGCUGAAGAGUGAUGAGCAGACCUGUGACCCCUCUCCGGAAACAUACCUGCUCUUCUCCAGCCGUGGCUCCAUCCGGCGCAUCUCACUGGACACAAGCGAUCACACCGAUGUGCAUGUCCCUGUCCCAGAGCUGAACAAUGUCAUCUCUCUGGACUAUGACAGCGUGGAUGGCAAGGUUUACUACACAGAUGUCUUCCUUGAUGUCAUCAGGCGGGCAGACCUGAAUGGCAGCAGCAUGGAGACAGUCAUUGGUCACGGGUUGAAGACGACGGAUGGCUUAGCAGUGGACUGGGUUGCCAGAAACCUGUACUGGACGGACACAGGACGCAACACCAUUGAAGUGGCCAGACUGGAUGGCAGCUGCAGAAAAGUGCUUAUUAACAACAGCCUGGACGAGCCCCGAGCAAUUGCUGCCUUUCCCAAGAAGGGGUACCUCUUCUGGACGGACUGGGGUCAUGUUGCUAAAAUUGAGCGGGCAAACUUGGAUGGCUCCGAGCGCAAAAUCCUAAUCAACACUGACCUGGGCUGGCCCAAUGGACUGACAUUAGACUAUGAUACUAGAAGGAUUUACUGGGUGGAUGCACAUCUUGACCGUAUAGAGAGUGCUGAUCUCAAUGGGAAACUACGCCAGGUGCUGGUCAGCCAGGUGUCACACCCCUUUGCUCUGACACAGCAGGACAGAUGGAUCUACUGGACUGACUGGCAAACCAAAUCUAUCCAGCGAGUGGACAAAUACUCAGGCCGGAACAAGGAAACUGUGCUGGCCAAUGUUGAGGGGCUAAUGGAUAUAAUUGUAGUCUCCCCGCAGAGGCAGACAGGUACAAAUGCCUGUGGAGUGAAUAAUGGAGGCUGCACCCAUCUCUGCUUUGCCAGGGUUUCUGACUUUGUUUGUGCAUGUCCAGAUGAACCAGAUGGACGACCCUGCUCCACUGUUCCUGGCAUGGUGCCCCCUGUUCCUGAAGCAACCAGUGUGAGUCAGAGGAGCCAGACAUCACCUGGCAGAUCAGGCUCCUCAACGACCAAACCCCACACAUCCCUAGAAGCAAUGGAAGGAAACUGCUCUGAUAAAGAUGCUGGCCAAGGCCUGUGCAUCCGGAAGAAUGAGGCAGUAGUAGCCACCACAGGUGAAGGGAUACAUGUCAGCUACAUUAUUGGAGGCCUCCUCAGUGUCUUGGUCAUUCUGCUGUUUAUUGCUGCUUUAAUUAUAUACAGACACAAGAAGUCUAAGUUCACAGACCCUGGCUUGGGGAACCUGACUUACAGUAAUCCAUCAUACAGGACAUCUACCCAGGAAGUGAAGAUCGAAACUAUUCCUAAGCUGACCUUGUACAAUCAGCUGUGCUAUAAGAAGGAGGCUGGGCACGAUCAUAGCUACACCAAGGAAAAGAUCAAGAUUGUGGAAGGGAUCUGCCUCUUAUCUGGUGAUGAGUCUGAGUGGGAUGACCUCAAGCAGAUACGGAGCUCCCGGGGAGGGAUACUCCGGGACCAUGUUUGCAUGAAGACAGACACUGUCUCUAUCCAGGCCAGUUCUGGCUCACUGGAUGACACCGAAACUGAGCAGCUGCUGCAGGAGGAGCAGUCUGAGUGCAGUAGUAUCAACACGGCAGCAGCCACCCCAGAACGGCGUGGCUCACUCCCAGACACAGGCUGGAAACAUCAAUGCAAGCCCUCUAUAGAGAGUGAGGUCUAAAGCAUGCACUAUCUUGGAGUUGCCCAGCUCUUCCCCAGCCCCUGCUUCAUAUGAAUGAGACAGGACUUGUUCUACCAUGCAGGGAGAAGCCCAGAGAUUGACUGCCUUUUGGCAAGGAGCUGGGGCCAGACUGUGCCCUCAUGGCAGGGGGAAUGGACCCCAGAAUCCUUUUGGCUCAUGCUCACUGUUUUGUGGUUUAUUUAUAUGUCCCCUUUUCCUGGAAACUGCCAUGGUAACUUCUGCAGUGACUCCUCUGGUUCAGAUUCUGUCCCCUCUGGCAAUCUGCAAGUCCUGCACUGUCCAGUUCACAAUUCAUGCCUCUGGGAGAACAGAGCUCCUCCAUUGCCAGCUACUGAUCAGGCUCAGCACCUCUUACCCCUUAUUCAUUCAGAGGCCAUCUCUGCUGUCUCUACUUUGGGGAACCGAAGGUGGGAUUCAGAGCAGAAAGCAGAGCAGUGUAGCAGCAGAUCACUUCUAAAGGGAUAAGGAGAACAAGUGCAGCUGCUGUUCCUUGUGAUUGAUGUCAUUACAAUCUCACUGCCACUUUCCUCACCUUCUGGCACAACUCUACAGGAGUGAUGAAGCCUAGUGCUGGAGUAUUAGUAUGUCUGUUGCUGGCAAUGGACACUGCUCCUAUUCAUCUUGUUGCUAUCACUCACUUUGAACAGUAACUGAAUGCAGAUAGGACUCUCCUCACUGCUUUCAGUGUACAUUGGAGUUAAAGCUGCCAUUUCUGGGAGCAGAAUGUAUUUUUACUACUCUUAGCUCCACAGGCCUACUGAGAGGAAACGCAGCUCGGAGGGAGAGAGUCUGGAGUCUAUUCCUCCUUUUACAGCAUCAGCAAAACUGGUUUAUAGGUUUCACUUGGAAGGCCAGCCAGCUUCACUUGUGCAAACUUAUGGAAGGCCAUGGGGCUGACUAGGUGUUACUGAGGGUCUGUGGCCAGUAGAACCUUUUAUUACUAGUGAUGUUUGAAAUGGGAUUAUUCGGGAAAAUGGUCUUUUAGUAAACUGGGCCCAUUUGACAUGGAAUCAGAAAAAAUGACCAUGGUGCUGUAGGGACCAUUUUUGAGUAGUCACAUGUCAGCUAGAGCUGUGCCUUAAACUGCAUUUUUUUAACUGGCAAAUAAUUCUUCUUGCAGAGGUCUAUGUUCUUCCCUUGAGCUGUAUGAGGACCCAAUUAUAAUCUGCUCUGCAGGCUAUGAGGCCUUUCUCUUAUACUUGGCUCCCAUACCCAGUGCAUGGUUGCUUUCCUACUGGGGCCUGAUAACUUUGGGAGUGUUUGGGCCUGGGUGUUGAGGCAUAACAUGGGCAAUAGGCACCAAUCUGGAAUAGGGCUUAUGGAAACCCACAGGCAAACUGCAUUUGAACUAGUUUCUGAAAAUCCCCAUUUUUAGGAGGGAAGGGGAGAGCAGGGAAGGCAGAGAGUGGAGAACCCACACAUCUAAUUAAAGAGAGACAUCCCUUGCAGCAUUUGAACCUUUAACUCCCUCUGUGCUCACAGCCCUUUUUUAAUAUUCUCCUGGCUUGCCACAUGUAAGGGAAAGAAGCCUCCCUCUCCCCCCUUCCAAAAGAGGCGUUAGUCCUCAUCUUUCUUUCAUAGGAAUUUUGUUUAAGGUAAAAAAUAAAAUUCCAAGCCAAGUGUUUGGAAACAGAACUGUCCCAAGAUGGGAUCCCCUGCAACAUUCCCAGCCUUUUCUUCUGCUAUGGAGAGGCAAUGUGCAUUCCCAUCCAUCAUGAAGGGAAGACACAACUGGUGUUAGGGGUGCUGUACGGUUUGGUGACAUGGCUGGGAUACCCAUACAAUUUUUUUCCAUCUAGUGAACAGAGGAGAAUCCUUCCUAUUCCUGUUCCUGUAUAGCCUUACUCAAAUCCCAGAAGUCCUGGUGCUGCUCAGAGAAAGUGUCAGUUAUCAGCAGGCUGGCAAUAUUACUUACCUCCAGAGAUAUAGGGAUGGUUCAUCUUAAAUUUGCAAGCCAAUCUGAGACUCCACCUAUAACCUGCAACAUUAGGUUUGGCUGGUCUGUACUGAUGUGGAAAGUGAGUUAGGGCUCUGGCUUAGGAAUUUGCAUGUUAAUAUGGGACUUUUCUCUGCUCCCUGAGAUAUUUUAAAAUUCUAUUUUAAUUUAUUUGAUUGGCUGCAGGCUGAGAGUUUUUGGUCCAGCUGUCAUCAUUGCUUUGUGUAGUACUAGCUGCUGAGGCACUUUGGGAAUAAGGCCUCAAGGCCUGGAUUCAGUGGGGAGAAAGCAGCAGGAACUAGAGCGUUGCCAUCUCACUAACAUAGACUUGGGCAAGCCAGGCUGCUUCACACAGUGGCAAGAGCCAGGGCUCGAGUGUAGGAGGAAGACCCCACUUCCGAGGGACCCUGUUUGUAGGGGUUAGGGAGGACACUAGAAGCAGGGUGGAGAAGAGGGACUAAAAACAUCAACCCAUUACCCGUCGUGGGCAGUCACUGGACCUAUGGAAAUAAUAGCUGCUUGAGCUGAGAAUGCAGAAUAGAAGGGAAUGUCCAAUCAGACUAACAGCUGCUGGUAUUCAAACUCUGCCUGAAAUUAUGCACAUUCCUACUCUUGGAAGAAAACCUGUACAUUCCAGCUACAAGAUCAUUCAGACAGCUGCCCUCUAGAACUUUCCCAUUCCCUUUUCCUCCAGCCCUAACAGAGGUCAUAUGUCUGCUACACGGGGAAGAUGGAGCAGUGAAAUCUCCUACAGACUUUAGUUUCACUACUGAUGUGAACAGACAUAAGAUUCCACAAUGUGAGCAAACAGUCCUUAUGAGAUGCUGCCUCGGGGGUGCAUUGUGUUUCCCAAUGCUAGGGAAGAAAAGGCCUUAUUUGUAUGAAGGCUGUACAGAAUGUAGAAAGACCAGAACUGGGGAAUGAUCUCUUGAGCACUGAUUUACUAUGUAAAAAGCAAACUUCUCUCUCCUGUCUGUCCUGAGCUAAUGGCAGUGAUUUCCCUGCAUUCCUGUGUAAUGAUUUUAACAUUACUCACUGGAGAGAUUGAACUUCCUGGUGUUAUUUAACCACUAUGUUCAGUAUUUUAGGUGUUGAUAAUUUAAUAUAAAUUUAGCUUUUCUUAAUCACUCUGCUUGUUUUUGGGUAGUGAAUCAUGCAUGUUAUACUGGCUCCCUCUGGAAGAUGCAGUGCUCUUUGCCCUAUUUGCAUAGAACGUUAUCUCUUCUGAGUAUUGUGAUUGAACGGAAUGAUAGGUUGAAAAUAGAAGUGUUCUAUGGAUAAUCCAGCUGGCUGACACACACACAUUCUUCAGCAGCAAAGGUUGAGAAAGUCCCACUACCAAGAAAGAAACAGCUGUGGUUCAAUUGCAGUUAGCUCACCUGCAUUCACUCAGUUUGACAUGGCACCAAGGGCUAGAGGCAUAGUCUUUGUGACCAAAUUGUUGUGAACCAUAUUUGGAUGGUGUUGCCUUUUCUACUAGGGAUGUUAAAAUUAGAUUAAUCAGCUAAUCAAAUAGUUGGUGGAAUUUCCAUCGACUAUU